AGGUAAUAGAGAGAAAGAGAGAAGAUGAAGGUGAGAGAGAGAGAGAGAGAGAAAAGGUAACUUUUUCUACUCUCGUGUUUAGAAUAAGUUUUUUUUUCAGUUGAUGUUGAUUUUUUUUCUUCCUCUUUGUGUUUCUUUCAAUCUUUUUCAUUCAGUUGGACGGAAUUAAUUUGCUCCAUUGACCAUAAUCAUCGUCAUCUUUUAUCUUCAUCAUCUUCAUCAUGGUCAUCGGCAGUACGAGAUGAGGGGCUGAUGUCUUUUCCUCUCUCUUACCUUUCUCUUUUUUCCCUUUCUCCUUGACUCUUUCUCUUUCUUUUCUCUCUUUCCUUCUCAUUCUCUCUCUCUUUGUGUGGUUCAGAUUUUCUCUUUUUUUUCUCUCUCUUUCAUGAGUUUUCUUUUUAUAGUCAAUUCAUUUUUAUUAUUAUUGUUUUGAAUAUUUUUCUUUUUUCAUUUUCACUGAACAAUCACCAUGACUGGAAUCAACCAAUUACCCGAUGAGAUACUGGAGAUUGUGUUUAAUAAAAUUAUCUGGGUUGAAGAUUUGAUAAACGUUUCUGUUGUUUGUCAACGUUGGUCGUUCCUUGCCCGUCGACGAUUGUCACAAAUUCGGGUUCUUCUUUGUGAGACCGUCAAUGAUGGAGAGGAUGAUGACCUUGAACCAGUAUUAGAUUCUUCCGUUGGCUCGGACACUCUUUUCUACCAGGAACUGAUAGAGGACAAUUCUCGUAUUGCUGAAUAUUUAGAUUUUCUACCGAAUCUUUCGGUAAUUGAAAUUAACGGUAAUGCAGAACCAAUCCAACCAUAUAUCGGCAGUCUCCUUAAUUGCCGAACCAACAUUAUCGGCCUUCAGUACAAUCAUCCUUUUUGGUUAUCCGUACCUCUUGGGCUGAAACAUAUUCAAAUGUUUUCAUCCUAUUCAAUUGGCACUGAAAUAGAAGAGUGUUUUUCCGAUACCUGUGAACAACUUUUUGUCAAAUUCGCUCGAGAUUCUUUAUGGAAAAUUUUAUCUGACUUUAGGUCACUAAAAAGACUUCACGUCGGUGAAUUUAGAGGAGAACCUUUAUCCGGAUAUCAUGGUCCAUGUUCCCACUCAAUUGAAAUUUUAGAAUUAAAUAUUUGUAGUUAUCGUCCUGAUGUACCCUCAUGUUCACUUCAUGACCCACCCUAUGGAUUUGGAGCACUCGUCGAUUUAUGUCCCAGACUUCGAAGUUUAUUUAUUCGAUUUCAAUCUUUUUUCCCUUACCAACAUGUUCCAAAUCGAGCCAAUAAUCACCUACAAAAUUUAGUUCUGGAAUACAUGCCAAAUAGUUUCCACAAAUGGACUACACUGAGAUGUAUUAUAACGAAAUUUCCAAACUUGAAGAAUCUCGCAAUCAGAGGGAACCUCGAGCUUUGCGACAGCCAUAUACACGAUAUUCUAUCUCAUUGUAACAAAUUGGAGCUAAUAGAUGUACGAGGAUGUCCCAAUGUUACCGGUCGGGUCGAAGAUAGUAAAAGAUAUUUUUUAAGGUACACGAAUCGUCAGAUCAGAGUUUUUCGGGGUGAAUAUCCGGUUUCCUGUUCAUCCAAUUAUCACCAAGUCGUUAGUGGACUUGAUUUUAUGCGUAACAUUUUUUCACAAUCAUUUAAAACGAUUCCAGUGUUCAUGCUUCCCGAAGGUAAAAAACGCUGAUAAUUAAUCCUUUCCAACUACUUUUUGUCUAUUGACAAAUUAACUUUUUUUUUCGUUUACAUCGUUAACCUAAAUCUAUCACCAUUGAAUUCAAAACCAUAUAUACAAUUUCAAGUUCAAACCAUGAUAUUUGCUCAUCAUUUUCUAGCCUGAAAAUUUUCUCGAACUGUUAAUAUCGAUUCGACAAAAUAAUGUGAUAAACUUUACCAUUUUCCCGAUGAAAUUAACCAAUUGUUAAAUUUGUGAUAUUGCGCAUGUUAAAAUAAAGAACUCGAACUCAAUCAGAUAAUAGUGAUUCUUUCAUUGUUAUUGUGUCAAAAGUUUCAAUAAACUAGAGUUUUCGUUUUGUGUUUUACUUAGACCAUUGA
Molecule: messenger RNA, 2040 nt
Organism: Panonychus citri (citrus red mite)
Lineage: Eukaryota; Metazoa; Arthropoda; Arachnida; Trombidiformes; Tetranychidae
Exons: 6
Coding region: 470-1672 (400 amino acids)
Molecular function (GO): protein binding
Source: RefSeq, a predicted model, not a curated record